Ipomoea triloba (trilobed morning glory) is the source of this 1176-nucleotide messenger RNA. RefSeq names its product alpha-1,3-arabinosyltransferase XAT3-like. The record is from RefSeq and is a predicted model, not a curated record. The transcript has a single exon. The coding region runs from base 1 to 1176 and encodes 391 amino acids. NCBI's taxonomy places the organism in Eukaryota, Viridiplantae, Streptophyta, Magnoliopsida, Solanales, Convolvulaceae. Gene Ontology annotation, molecular function: glycosyltransferase activity.
AUGACGGGAGAUGUAAGGACAGAUCCUUCGUCGUCGUCGAUUAUCGUGUACGGGACGAAGUUUAAUGGCAGCGGGUCCGGCGACGGUGACGGCGUAAUCCAGCGCGAAAAGAUCAGGCCAUACACGAGAAAACUCUUUAACAGCAUCAUGGUCACCAUUGACGAGCUCGAGCUGGUCGUGAAGGUCUGCAAUUCCGCCGUGAAUCACCGCUGCGACGUCCGGCACGACUCUCCGGGCCUAUUUUUCUCGACGGGAGGGUACACCGGGAACCUCUUCCACGAAUUCGCCGACAGCAUAGUCCCCCUGUACAUGACUUCACGGCGUUAUAACGGCAAGGUCGUGUUCGUAAUCCUCGAGUACCACCACUGGUGGUUCACGUUCUAUGACGAAAUCCUGGCCCACUUGUCGGAUUAUGACGUCAUCGAUUUCCGGCGAGAUAACCGCACCCAUUGCUUCCCCGGCGCCGUCGUGGGCCUGAGGGCCCACGACGACCUACAAAUUGACCCCGCCUGGACGGACGACAACACCACUAUCCGAGAUUUCCGGGAUUUCCUGGACCGAGCCUACGCGCCACGAAUUAAGGAAAUAUUGAGUCAGGAACCAAAACAUUUUGAGCCGGAAAAAGAAUCCAAGAAACCCAAACUGGUAAUAAUGGCGAGGAACGAUUCAAGAAAGAUACUAAACCAAGGCGAUCUGAUCAAAAUGGCCCAAGAAAUCGGGUUUCGCGUCUCGGUUCUAAAGCCCAACAGGCCGACCGGGCUGGCGAGAAUGUACAAGAUUCUAAAUUCCACCGACGCCUUGGUCGGCGUUCACGGCGCCGCCCUGACGCAUUUCUUGUUUCUCCGGCCAGGCUCCGCCUUCAUCCAAAUCGUCCCCAUCGGAAUAGACUGGGCGGCGGAGACCUACUUCGAGCAGCCGGCGAUUAAGAUGGGGAUGAAAUACAUCGGAUACUACAUCUUCGCGAAUGAGAGCACUUUGAUCGAUGAAUACGAUGAAAAAGAUCCGGUUUUUACUGACACUCUCAGUGUGAAUAGGAAAGGGUGGAAUUAUACCCAGCAGAUAUACCUUGACCCUCAGAAUGUGAGGCUGAAUCUUUGGAGAUUCCGGGCGCCAUUGACGCGUGCUUAUUACUAUGCUGUUCGUAAGUUAAAUGGGUCGUCGAAAGUAGAUUCGUGA